UAAUGGCAGGGUCAGAGUGUUGCAUAAGUCACUGCAUCUGCUUGACAUUUCAAUCGACCCCGAAUCCGAAUAGAAACUGUGUCACGCAUUUGCCGGCAUCAGCGCGCGUACCGGCCGGCGCGGCGCGCGGCGCGGGCGCGCUGUUGCCGCGGUUCAUUGUGCAAUUCCGUUAGCUACACUCCACGUGCGAAGGAGCCGGCGCGCCUCAAUGUCGCCCGUGGGCGGCCGCCGCCCGCUUAAAAUAGCGAGCCCACCCGAACCCAACCGUGCUUCAGCCGAACAUAUCCGACCGGCCCGAUCUCGGUUCCACCCGUUGCCUUUCAUAUUUUGCUUCCGCUCCCACAAACAGCUGAGUAUCAAAACAAAGAAGCGAGACGGGCUGUCGCCGCUCCCGCUCGCCGGCCGGCCGGUGUGCACGCCGGUCGCUCCGCGCGCCAGUUCUCGUUGGAGCCGUGAUAGUAGAGGUUGUCUGCACGUAUUUGCGUACGAAGUUUACUAGCGCGAAAGGAUAUUCCUUUGUCCUUAUCUUCGAGGACUUGCCCUCGUAUUAUGUUUCCGCGCGAGAGCCGCAAUCAACACCGGCCUUCUGACGAGCCGGAUCGCGUGCACCGUGCCACAUUCAGUCGAAAUUCUAUUCGUUUUGAGAAAAAUAGUGUCUGCUACCGCUGCAAUCGUACCCGUCGAGCGAUUUAAAUUUCUCAUCAAAGUGAGACUGUGAGAGUAGGACCGCAGACACCGGACACUAGAGUGAGCGUGGACUGUGAGCAUCAUGUCGACGGGAAAGCGGCUCGCGAAGCGGUCCAUUAUCGGGACGCGCGUGGCGGCGCUGGACGAAGAGGGAAUAUACUGCUCGGGUAUGAUCCAGGCGGUGAAGACGCCGGCGCCGUUCCCGGAAAAUAUCAACAGCAACUGCAUCAACCUGACGCCUAACACCCGCUACACGGUGCGCUUCGACGGCGGCCGCGGCAGCCGCGAGUACCGCGACACCGAGCUGAUCGGGCCCGGCUUCCGCGGGCUGGCAGGCGUUCGCCUCCGCGCCGGCCAGCGCGUCUUCCUCACCUACAACGGGCGCGAGGUGCGCGCCGACGUGCUCGCGCACGAUCACGCCACGGACGAGCUGCGCGUCCAGGUCCACGCGCCCGGACAGGAGGCGCCUAUCGAGCUAAAGAAAAGACUUGAUGAAAUAAGACUGCUAGAGUCCCGCAAAUCUGCAAGACUCGCUGAUGUGGACACAGACUUUGCUAGACUGGCAGACAUGGCCAGUGGUGACCGCCGCCGUGCCUCCGCCACCAUCGAAGUGCCUGCUCAUCAUAUGCAAGGAUCGCGCAAGCGCCGCCCCAGCAGUUCGUGCGACCUGGGCUACGGCGAGCGCGACGACCAGAUGAACGAGUGCAACGCUGCGCUGGUACUUAUGUCGCUCAGCUGCUCGCCUAACUCGCCGCGUCCAAAUGGGUGGGGCGGGCGGUCGUCGGUGUCGCCGGGCGCCAGCAGCAGCUCGGGCUCGUCGUGGCGGUCGGGCACGCCCUCCCCGCCGCCGGCCUCCUCCUCCUUCAGCGACGAGGGCAUAGCUAUGGACUAUGAAGAUCACCAUCCCCGCAAGAAACGGGUUAACAGUGUAGUGUUCGAGUGCACCUGGAGAGGCUGCGGGUACAUCACUAACUCCUGCUCUUCGAUUGAAAGUCAUAUCAGACUCACGCAUUUAGGCCCUAAGAAAGAAGGAGAGAGCGACCACGAGGAGGAGUUCUACUACACUGAGCGUGAGGUGCCGGCGCCGGCCGCGCCGCCGACGCUCUCGCACCGAGAUAUGUGCCGCCCACCGCACGAGGACCCUGACUACCAGCGCCAGCUAGUCGGCUCCUACAGGCAAGGACUACUGUCCACACUACAUAAUGGAAAUGCGAGGCCUAUUAGUAUUCCAGUAUCUCAUUCCUGGUCCAACUCACACUCUCCGAAACACAUGCGGCUGUCGGCGGCGACCAGUUCGCCCAGCAGCCCGGGGCGGCGUGCGCGCUCCGACAACAAGAAAUGCCGCAAGGUGUACGGCAUGGACCAGCGCGAGCUGUGGUGCACGCAAUGCAAGUGGAAGAAGGCUUGCACGCGCUUCGGCGACUAGCGGCGCCGCCGCCACCUCGCCGAGGCGCGCGCGCACGCGCAGCUCUACCACAAGUAACUCGAGCCUACUCAAUACCGUUCGCCCGUUACCAGAUGGCGUAGCUGGCACGCACUGCUUUCCGAUGGGCGAGGCGAGGUGUUUGGACAAUUGUGACAACACUAGGUGACAAACGACAGUUUUAUAUAAGGUAAACUAGGCAGACGAAUAAGUAUAAGUAUAUGCGAUACAUAUAAAUAUAUUAAAAUAUUUAUUGAGUAUAUAAACUUAAAGGAGACAUAUUUUUUCUCUAAAUUUGGGCCGUUAUUUAAAUACAAUAUGGACAUUGCCCACGUAUUUUUGUAGAACUGUGAAUGAACAUCGCCUUAAAAGAACUCAUGUUAGAGCUCGUAAAUGUCGUAACGUAACCGAAAUCAUGGUAGAGGAGGCAGGGCAGGGCCAGCCGCGCCCGUUGUUGUUGCGCUCACACUGUGAAUAUUUCCUAAUUCUAAGUUCUUAAUGUAACUUUAGACUGACAUAUAGAUCAGUGUGAAAAUAUUACUUUUGUUACAUCUUAUAAGAUCACCGGAUUAUUAUGAGUACUUCUCAUAUUUGAAACUAUAACUAUUUAUAUUCAAAAUGGCCAUUGUUCCACAUCAUUAAAACGAUAUUUUUUUUUAUAUCGGAUGAUAGCUUUUACUUUUAGGUUCAAUCUGAAGACAAAAAUCCGUCCACAUUUUCAAAUGUGCUUUUAAAUAGUUAUAUAAAAAUCAAUGUUUUCACACUGCUUAAAAAAUGGGCAAGUAGAUUAACGUAAAUACAUAAUUACAUGAAUAAUUUAGUGAUAUUAAUCACUUCAAAUAAAUUAUGUAUAUUGACUGAAAUUUUAGAUACAUAAUUAUAAUAAGAUGAUCAUAAUGUCGUAAUAUAUAAAAUAAAAUAGACGUAAGUAAUUAUAAAAAAUCGCUAAUUCGACGAAAAGACUAUUAUAAAACAUGAUUAGAGUAAAAAUUUUGAACAUAUCUGAGUCGUAUGUUGUACUGCGUGAACAAGGAGACAAUACUCAAAGCAGUAGUUCGCAACACGAGAUCGGCCCGCUCCCAUGGGUGAUGGCACUGAUGGCGCUCGUGCGCCGCGUCCGCGUCCGCGUCCCGCUGAGGCGCGCGCACGCCACUCCGGCCGGGCCGUCAGCAACCCGCGCACCUUUGCCCGACUCCGACUCGGGACCCGGGAACGAUGAUGCAUGCGGUCGCCGCGUGCACACCGGCCAUACAUUCGAUUGUAAAACCGUUACUUAACGAACACCGAACCACAAUGAAACACUGUGCAACUAAUGAGCCCAAAAUAAGAUAUUUUACAUUUGCGACAAGAAUACAAAAUUAACAUAACGUUAAGGUAAUUGCUAUUUGCAAUAUUAUAAUAAAAAUAAAUAUUAUAUAUAUUUUGAAGAAUAAACAUGUACAUAAAUAAAUAUUACUUACGUAAUGCAUUCGUAUUUAAUGGUUAAAUAAAGCAAUGUUCAUAUUUGUACAUAAUUAUAAUAUUUACUACUUAUAUCUAAUACUAUAAUAUAAUUACUCAACACAAUUGUCUUAUCGAAUAUGACUUGACACGAAUAACUAUUUUUAUUGAAUAUGUAUAAUUAUGUUGUAUUGUAUUUACGUCUCAAAAUCACCGUUCAGCCAGCGUUAAUGGUUCCAACGGCCAACAAUGUAGAAGCCCGCGAGCCUGCGCCGCGCCGAGACCGCGGCCAACGGAGAGGCCCGCGAGCCUGCGCCGCGCCGAGACCGCAGCGAACGGAGAGGCCCGCGAACCUGCGCCGCACCGAGACCGCAGCGAACGGAGAGGCCCACGAGCCUGCGCCGCGCCGAGACCGCAGUGAAUGGAGAGGCCUGCGAGGCUGCGCCGCGCCGAGACCGCGAGCCUGCGCUGCGCCGAGACCGCGGCCAACGCACGUCCGCCGCACGGCCUCGCGUCCGAUCCUUCUAGGACCCCAUCUAGGUCAACAAAAUAAGAUUCAAAAAAGCGUUAUGCGGAUUUAAUUCCCAGCAAGCUGGAAAUGGUUUUAAUACUUGCAUUUGGUCCUAAAUACGCCUAAUCUGAGUUUGCGCAAUCCCAGGUGUGGCAAAUUUUGGGAGCCUUGGGAGAUACAUUUGUCUUGGAUUUCUAAACCACUCGAUGUAGAAGGAACCCACCCUCAAUUAAAAUGGCACUAACAACAAGGUUUUGUGAAUCAGACACUGGUAAAAAGAAGUUUACGGAUUUUAACAUAAUUAUACCUUUUUAAAAUAAAGACAUUAAAAUUUUACAAACUUACUUCAUAUUAAGGUACCUUUAGGAUCCUCAGAUAUCAAUUUUCAUUAUGAUUAGAGCAAAUUGGAUGUACCUUUUUCGACCUACAAGCAAAAAACUGAAAAAGAGCAAAACAUUAUGCUUACCUCCUGGGAUUGCGCAAACUCGGAUUACACGCAUGGUCAUACCAAAUGAAGAUGUUAAAACGUUUUCCAGCUUGCUGGGAAUUGAUUCUCCGAAAAAAUCAAAUUUGAUUGGCCUAAUCAUCUAUCUAUCAAUUCACGCGGAAAAGUUGUACUUCGAAAGCUCGGUGCUAUCUUGUAUGUGCCAAUUAAAUAAGUCCUUUUGGUUAUUACAGUUGCAGUACGUGAUGCUAGUAUAAUUCUGCCCGUUAGCUUAAAGUAACAAUCUGCACUAACCAUAGUGGAUGGUGAGGGUAAAUGCAAGUCUUCCAUGAUGCAACUUUUUGUAAUACCUACCAAAGCUUAGAUACUUCAUUGUCAUCCCGAUAUUAUUUUUUCCGAUCGGCGUUUGUCGAUGUACGAUUCUCAUCUUGGCUAUGACCCCAGGAAUAUAUUAUUGUUUUUAUUUUAAUCUUAUUAUUGAAGAAAUGCAAGGAAAUUAAUAGUACAUUUCGAUGCUAGUGCGGAAAGUAUGUCAAUGAAGAAUGACAUUUCCGCACUUGUAUCUAACGACGUUUUUUAAUACAGUUGCGAAAAAAUAAGGUAAAACAACAAGUAAGGAAUUCGAAACUUUUAUAUUAUUAAUUCUGUGACAUCAAUGACAUUGACAUUAUGAAGAGGUGUUUUUUUAGCUGGGUGUUAUUAUUAUUGAACCCACUUCAAUGAAAGUUUUUUUUUUUUAAAUGCAUGUUGUAUAAGACAGAAACAAUUGUAAAUAUAAAACAUUGUACUAUUAUUACCCAAAUAUCGUUAAUUACGAUUAUUUGUGUAUCGUACAUUUAUAAAAACAAUAUCGAAUGUUGCCUUUGGAAACUUAAAGCAGAAAGAAAAAACGCCUCUUCUUCGACAGACGUUCCGUUCCAUUCAGACAACUUAUUAAGAACGGUUUUUCAAAAAAUAGACGUGUUAUAAUGAUGAAGAGGUAAGUAAUAAAUAUGUAUAUUUUUCGUAUUCUUACAUUAACAGUAGGUUUUUAUGUUGAUUACGACGUUCAAAGGAAACUAAUAUUAACACCCAUCAAUAAGUAGUCAUGAAUUGGAACAAGAAUAAAUUUAAAAAAAUUGGAAAAGUAAAAAGCACUAGUUCGCGAAAACCAACUUUCCGUACGCUAAACAGCUACGUAAAGUAGCACUUUUUAAGCAACUGUAUUAAAAAAAUUCUUAACACUGAGUUUCCUGAUACAGGACUUUCUAAUUAAAACAUGUGUAACAUACUGAUGUGCUUAUAUGUAAUUAAAAACAAAUAACAAUGAUCUUAUAUCGUUAAGGCAAUAAUUGGUACGCAUGCAUAGUCAAUGUUACUCGUAUUAAUAUAUACUUUGCGCCCAAAAAUACGUGUUUUUUUUUGUAAUAUUUUUCUUACUUACACGUCUUUUAAAAAAGUAAUUAAAAAUUUAAACCACAAUUAUUUAACUAAAAGAACACACGCAUUAUCUAAAAAAAUAUAGUCCUAUUCAACCAUAUGCCGCUGUAGAAAAAUAUGUCGUAUAUGUGAUUUUGUACUGGGGUGCCCUGUAAUGUUAUAUUGCAAUUUAAAAAAAAGGUUAUAGUCAAUAGUCAAUAUAUUCUUUAUUCAAAUAGGCCUAGCAACAAGCACUUUUAAAUUGUCAAGUUUUAAAUAUUACCUUAAUCUAAAUAUCAACAAAACAUUAAGGUUAAUAAAAAUAACGUCCAUCGUACUGCAGCUGAUAUGCACUAUUGCCAUAGAACUCGACCAAACGUGCUUUUAUUUAUUUUUGUUAAUUAAUACAGUAGGAAGUAAUGUUAGCCCUAGUAAUAAAAUAAGUUUGGAUUCAAAUAUAUUAACCGUUUAUAAAUUGUUGAAACUACUAUGGUUGGCUAUCAUGAUUGGAUAAAUAAUCAAUGCGUUAGCAUUUACAUUUACUCACAAGAAACUAAUUUAUAUGAGACUAGUGAGCUUUCUAAAUAUGAUAUGUGCCUUCUUUUCGCUACGCAGCGCUAUUAAUUUUGAUAGAGCAGGUACACUUCAGUCGAGUAAAACGAAACCUACGUCUACGUGCAGAUACCUGCAAAACGCACAUAAAUAAAUAGUAUUAUCAAAGAUUAAUAUAACUCCGUAAUAGUCUAAGGUAAAAACGUGCCUCGAAAAUCCACGAAAUUUUGAUUCUCGAUCAGAUGGCGCCACUAGCUUUGGCCUACUCUCGUAUAGAGGGCGUUGACGGUUUCGUUUGUUAUUUAUAACUUUAACGCAUACCAGUAAAAGAACAUGGGUCUCAAUCAUAUUAAAAUAAUUAAUGCAAAUAAAAAAAUCAUUUAUUCAUAUUUAAAUACAUUUUAACGUAUUUUUAUAAAUCUUCAUUUUUAGUUUUAAAGUAUGUCGUUAGAUGGCAGUGAAUUUACAGUGGUUACAAAAUUUACUAUGACAGUACCGCUCUAUCUUAUUAUAUCCUCUUUGGUAUUAUACAAAGUGGCAGGCACAUAGGUACUAUGUAGGUAUAUCACGUGUCUCACGUGUUGCACUUUUAGUUAUAGAACUUAUACAGGAGGCCAGGGGUAGGGGUAAGAAUAGAGGGGGGAAUAAAAGCCGCCUGAUUUGUGGGUGUAUUGUAUGACUGCAAUGUUGAGCACGCAGCGGCAGACUCGCGCUCGAGACCACCAUGCCUGACUUUGCCAACUGUGUGACGUCUAAACUGAAUCAUUUUUCCACUGCUCGUAACAAUAUGAAUAUCAUUAUUUCUACGUACCAAAGAAAUUAUCAAAGGCCUUGCUCGUGAUAAUCUUUUCAUUAAACUAUCUAAAGCUAAUAAGUAAUAUGUAUAUAUAUAUCAUCAUUCGCUUGCCCUUAUCCCAUUCAUUUGGGGUCGGCGCAGCAUGUCUUUUUCUUCCAUACCUCUCUCUCACCCGUCAUCUCAUCACUCACUCGCAUUCGUUUCAUAUCAUCUCUCACCCAGUCCAUCCACCUUUUCCUGGGUUUUCCUCUCCCGAUACUUCCCUCCACAUUCAUUCGUUAUACCUUUCUCGUCACAUGCCUUUCAUCCCUCCGCAUUACAUGUCCGUACCACGCUAGGCGACUCGCUCUUACUUUUUCUACUAUAGGUGCAACUUUCAGGCUUCCUCUUAUAUACUCAUUCCUUAUCCUAUCCAUUCUUGUCACACCACACAUCCAUCUUAACAUUCUCAUUUCCGCUACAUUAUAUAUAUAUAUUUAAUUUUAACUGAGCAACUUAGACUAUUCCCAUACUUAAAACCUAUAUCUUACUUUCAUUAGAUAUUGGUAAUAUUUUAUUAUAAUAUUGAAAACACUACUCGAAGUCUCUGGGAUGUUAUUUGCACUUGCUUUAAGCUCUCCUAGCCCUUGAAGUGGCUUCCUGCCACCUGCCACUUCAAGGGCUCCUGUUCGCCUCGCGGACAAUUUAACUCAUUUAAAUUUGGAAUUUCAUUAAUUAAAAUAAAAUCGAAAUUCCUUCAACUCAAAAAUGACGAAUGCCACAUGAAAGGAUAUACUUUCGUAUGUUAAUGUUUUAUCAUUUAUUGGGUGAGGCGAGAGGCGGGUUGCAUCAACAAGAAUCAAGUUUUUGUCCACUUACUUACACAGUAUUCUGAAUUUUAAAAACUGUCCAUGAUCUCUUUAAUUUGCAUAUAUUAAGUUAUUACUUAAUGUUAAUUUGAUCCUUGCCUUACAAUUUACAUAAAUUCUAACCACCUUUAUCAAAGAGGAGGUUCUCGAUCUGUUUUUUUAGGGUUCCGAACCCAAAGGGUAAAAACGGGACCCUAUUACUAAGACUCCGCUGUCCGUCUGUCACCAGGCUGUAUCUCAUGAACCGUGAUAGCUAGGACAGUUGAAAUUUUCACAAAUGAUGUAUUUCUGUUUCCGCUAUAACAACAAAUACUAAAAACAGAAUAAUAUAAAUAUUUCAAUGGGGCUCCCAUACAACAUACGUGAUUUUUUUGCUGUUUUUUUCCGUAAUGGUACGGAACCCUUCGUGCGCGAGUCCGACUCGCACUUGGCCGGUUUUUUUUAAAUCACAUGAACAUUAUUUGUCCGUCCUUCAGUCCCUACACCAUAGUAGUCAUCCGCCCGUCGCCGUCGUAGCAGUUUGACAAAGUUUCAGUCAGUCGGGUGAAGUGCGGUCAUGGGACAACUGCGCCUAUGCCACGUUUACAACACUUAAGUAGGUAUAACGGACCACACUUCUACCGAGAUACCAUUUUUCUCAAUAAGGUAAGGAAGGAGCGGUCACGCUCGGCUAGAGGAGUUCCAACCUUUAUUCCAUGCUUUACCUACUUGGAGUUGGCGUGGUUACCCCACACUUGCUCCGACUGACCUUAAUUGCCCAAAUAUAAUGUACGCUACUAAAAUGAGUGUAAAGCGAGCAUGAAACAUCAUACGGAAUUAUUAAUAUUGCGACUCACUCUCCAUACCACCACCUCUUUCCUGACCAUUUUUUUUUCUUUUCGUUUUUCGAGUUUUAUAAUUUUUUACGUACCUGCAAAAAUUACCAAAUAUGAAUUAGAGAUUGCAAUAAAGGUUGUGAUAGAAACAUGAAUAUCAUGUCAAGUUGACGAACCCUCUCGCCGCGACGUCCCGUUGGGACGUAGACAACGAACUCCGCGCUACACGCACUAUCCGUUUCGAUAGAUUGUAGGCUAUAACUACAACUCAGCUAGCGAAUUGACAACUGCCAUAUUAUAAGAACCUAGAUGUAAACGCGGUUAUCUAAAUAGAAUAAUACUUAUAAGUGUUAUAUUAAGUUAAAGUCAUAAUAAUAAAUAUAUAGUAUUGAGUAUGCUAGCCUAGCUAACGAUAAGGUAAAAAGUAUGCACAGUUAUAGUUUAUUGUGCUGAUCUAUAAUUAUGGAAACAAAAUUAAGCAAAAAAAUUUUUUGCCACGCUUCAACAUUGUAAUAUCCACAGACCACCUAUUCUAAAGACAUAGCAUAGUCCCGCUACCCCCUCUGCCACGCAUACGGUAGCUUUACUCGAUACAUUUUCGAAUUUCGAAUCACGCCAUCAAUCCUACUUCAGUCGGCGGACCACAUGUCUUUGAACUGACCAAUCACGGCACGGGACUCGCUCACGUCGUCCCCCGCACCCCUGUAUUUUUGGCAGUAUCGGUUUCAUGAAAUAAUUGCUCUAUAAGUACGAGUUCUUUAGAAAAAGGUGUUCUGUGGUAAUAUCAAAUUAGCGUGAAAAUGAAAGUCGACAGUACAAAGUAUUUUUAUUUGAUUGUUAUGUUAGUUAUGAGUUAGUAUGUGGCUAAAAGUAAAAUAUUGUAAUAAGCAUGUUCAAUGGGUUCUAUAUCUCCUUCAUGCCUUGUGUAGAAUCACCUAACGUCAUGGCCACGACAUUGCGCGACUGGCUUCGGCUAAAGCGAUAACCAUAGGUUGAAGCGAGACAGCGAUCGGACCUUUCGUUCCCACCUAUGGUUUUCGCCUUAGCCGAAGCUAGCCGCGCAAUGUCGUGGCCAGGACGUAAUACUCAUCUCGAACUAAGAAACGCGGUGUCGAUAUACUUCGUUAAUAAAGGUCAGUUGCAUGGGUAUAGAUAGACAACAUCGGCAAGGAUACUAGAAGUUGACAUGUUUGAGGAAUUGUCGGAAGUUGUCGCGCGCGGUGUUCGACUUUCGACGAUUGUGUGUUUAAUUGCUUCUUUUGUAAUUCUAAUACUAGUUUCGUAGUUUUACGGUAUACCGAUCUCAAUAUUAUACCUACGCGAAGCUAUUAGAUGUACAUGGUAUGAAAGAUUGUUUUAUGUUGAAUUUUUGCUGUAGAACAUAAUUAUUUUUGGAUAAUAAAGACAACUUUAUUUAUAUCGCGCUAUUGUGUAGGUACAUAAUAAUGCCUAUUUACUAGUUUUUUUAGCUAAAUUUUGCUCAAUUUAUUACACUACGCCAAAGUCAUACUAUUAAAAAAAUAACAAACAUAUCAGUACAAAAAGCAUAAUCUGUACCUAACCGAUGAUCAGGUAGCUAAUGAAGGAGUUGAGACUUGAGAGCGGUAUGUUGGUGCCGAAAUAUACACAACGUCAAUGAAACUAAAAGGUGUAUUGCAGGUGCACUGCCGCUUCACUUGUAACGUAUCUAUUGGCUAUUCAAAGUGCUUCAUUUCUUCAGGUUUCCUCUAUAUUGGUGUAUGAAAUUAAAUAAGGUAUACCUACUACAAUAUUUUUUAUAUUCUUUCUAUGGCCGAUCUCGACGAAUCUUACAUUUAAUUAACGAGUAUUUCCGUUUUCUUCCUUUAAUAAAUGAAUUGUUAAUGUUUAUGCAAAUAGUUUUACAGGUGUAGUGAAUAAUCCUUUACCAUCGUAUUUUCACGGAAACGCACAAACGUGUCUUGCUAUUUCAGUCAGUCUCGGUACAAAAAGUACUGAGGUUAACUAAAGUAGCAUGACAAAUAAGAACGUUUUCAAGAAAAUCCGAUGGCAAAGGAUUGUUCACUACAUCUGUACAACCAAGCCUUAUUGAAUUAUUGUUAAAAUAGCUUUGUGCGUUGUAGGCGGUAUGCCAAUCUGACAAAUCUCUGGUAACAGUGGUAACACACCCGUACUAUGGCUGGACAGGAACGUCAUCGAUUUUUUACCUUAUUAUUUUCUUAAUAUCUUACUGCAACUGUCGGAUAAUUCCCAAAAAGUACUCUGUCCUGUUGGAAUUAUGCCCGACAUUCCGUAUUGGGUCGGAAUUAUUCGAAUACACCUAACAUAAUACACACCCUGCAUGUUGUACUCAAAAAAUAAUCCAAUUAAUAGUGUAAUGUAAAAUUUGUGUAAUGUUUAAGCGUGUCGUGUGCCCUUACGUAGACCCGAGCAUUAAAAAAAGCAAUUAUGAUUGUGUUAAUUUUCGUCAUAUUACAUAUUUGCAGCAUUCCGAAGGCGGGCGGUACCACUGUAAUAAGGCUACGAUCAAUACCCAUGUAUUUUGUAUCGAUUGUAUCGAUUUAUUUACAUGCCACGUAAUAAAGCCUCAUCAUUCUCAUCAACCAUAGUUUUUUGUUCCAGAAGAGCACUAUACUUUGGUGCCCUUAUACCUAAUAGGUAAUCGUAUGUUCGACCGGGUGGCGAUACCAAUGUGUCACCAAUGAGGGCUAUCGUUUGUUUGCUCACCAGUUGGCGCCUCUGUUGAUGGUGGUCCAAAAGACUAAAGAACAGCUGUCAGUCAUUGAAGUGACAUUUGACAUUUCGAACUUUGCGAAGACCACCAUCCACACUAGCGCCCCUAGUGGCGAAUUCAUACGCGUUAGCCCUCGUUUCACCAAUGUCAUGAUUCAGAUGUUUGUUGAUUGCAAUAGUUAAUUUUUAUUUUAUAUAAUAGAUCAAUUUUUAGAUAUUAUGUGUAUUGUGUACGUAGCAUAUUAUUUACUGAUUAAAUAUUGUAUAAAUGUUUUUCAUUAAUUGGAAACUUGAUUUUAAAUAUAACGAAUAUUGAUUUCAUUGUGCUUAUUAGUAACCCCUUUUGAUAUUAUGGUAAAAUAAUAAAUUAAUAAUGCCUGUAAAGCAAACAAUUGUUCUGUAUUUAGAAGUAUAUAUUUAGAUUAAUAACUACAUAUAUAAUUUCAUAAUAAACUAUACCGUACGAAUGUAAAGAUUUUAAUUAUAUGAUUAGUUGUAAUUUAAGAAAAAUGUUGUUUGUAAAUAAAUUGUUUCGAUGUUCCCAAAAAUUGAUUUGUCGUUAAUAAGUAUAUGUGGGCAAUUAUUGUUUUUGAAAAUAUGUCUCCUAUGUAGAAAUAGGAACGUAGGGGUGUACUCCAUAAAGCGUAGGGGUGUACUCCAUAAAGCGCGUGUCCAACGGCGCGGCUUCGGCUGCUCGGCACACGUUUUACACAUUAUUUGGUCAACGGCUUUGUUUCAAAAAUGUAUCAUUUGGAGCAUUUUGUGUUAUGAUAUUGUUAUAUGUAUGUAACUAUAUUUCCGGUUACACUUUAAGUACACAUCCCGUUUAAACAAGACUGUUCUCAAAUUAAACCGAGAACGCGAUGAAUUAGCCAUUAGCCAUACAAGCAUAUUUUAUUAGCACUAUUUACACCCUAUAUGGUUUACUAUCUGUAUUUGAAUACAUAUACCGAUCCGUGUGUAUCAAUCUUGGUCCAAAAUGUGGCGAAUAUUACUCGAUUUGUAGUUAGUAGUAGGUACGUAUAUAGCUUGAGCCGCUGAAGCAAUGAUUUGAUUGAAUGGUUACCAGUAGUUUUAAGGUUGCAACGUGACGAUCAAACGAUGUUGUACUGCGCACGUGUCCACCGCGCUGCGCCGCGCCGCGCCGGUCGGUCGCGGUGGACUCAAUAUCACAGCAGUUUACCGGCACUGUCAGCUCGAAUGCGUCAUUUCAUUCAUAUCUCAUAUUUUAAUAAAUCCUCUUUCAAUCCCAAUGUUCUCAAUGAAUCAUUAUUGUUGUGUUAAAGAGGCAUUACUGGAUUUAAUAAAUAGCUGGCAGUUCUUCUAUUGUGAUAUUUAUAUUUUUAUUUAUUACUUUUCUAGAUUAUUAUUUAUAUGUUUAAUGUUGGAUGAGCGUGUUUGUUAUAUUUUACUGAGAAUCGUGUUAGAAUAGAUAGUUAUUUUAUAUUGUAAUGAGAAAAAGGUCCAGAAUGUGUUCCAAAUAAAUUGAUUUUGUCAACUAUAGAUAUUAAAGAUUAUAUUAUAAAAGUGUUUUCGUUGAUAUGUUACAAAUAUAAUCGUUUAGAUUGUCAUAUUAUAAUCAAAAUUACCUUUAUUAGCAGUGAAGCUAACACAUUACAAAAUUGAAUAAAUAUAGCAUUGUUGCAAAAAUUGCAACCCCGAGCUCUCUAUAGCAAACUAAACUAAACUUACUACUAUUACUGUAUACUAUACUUCUUUUUUAAAUUUAACUGUGAAAAAUGUAUCUAGACUUACCCACUCAGACAAAAAAUGGAACAGAUAGUAAAUGAAAUUUUUAUCAAAAAAUGUUAAUACUACCUACUGUAAAAUACCGUCAUGCUAGUGCUACACCUGGUAGACUAUUGCCUGAAAUAUUAUACCUCAAUACGUUCAGAAUGAAUUUUGCGUGUCUUGAAAAUAUAUAUUUUAAUUAUUAGAAUAAA
This is a messenger RNA of Cydia strobilella, 13570 nucleotides long. RefSeq names its product zinc finger protein 395 (gene Glut4EF). Bases 770 to 2113 code for a protein of 447 amino acids. Gene Ontology annotation, cellular component: nucleus. The record is from RefSeq and is a predicted model, not a curated record. The transcript has 8 exons. Gene Ontology annotation, molecular function: DNA-binding transcription factor activity; RNA polymerase II cis-regulatory region sequence-specific DNA binding. NCBI's taxonomy places the organism in Eukaryota, Metazoa, Arthropoda, Insecta, Lepidoptera, Tortricidae. Gene Ontology annotation, biological process: regulation of transcription by RNA polymerase II.